Messenger RNA from Hyaena hyaena (striped hyena), 2874 nucleotides. It is a transcript of the gene RRM2, whose product is annotated as ribonucleotide reductase regulatory subunit M2. Lineage: Eukaryota; Metazoa; Chordata; Mammalia; Carnivora; Hyaenidae. Gene Ontology annotation, cellular component: cytosol. Gene Ontology annotation, biological process: deoxyribonucleotide biosynthetic process. The coding region runs from base 61 to 1242 and encodes 393 amino acids. The transcript is spliced from 10 exons. Gene Ontology annotation, molecular function: ribonucleoside-diphosphate reductase activity, thioredoxin disulfide as acceptor. The record is from RefSeq and is a predicted model, not a curated record.
CGGCGCGGGGGCCCCAGGACCUGCGCGCCGCCUCACCUGCCUCGUCCGCACGCCGCCGCCAUGCUCUCCGUCCGCGUCCCGCUCGCCACCAUCGUGGACCCGCAGCAGCCGCAGCCGCAGCUUCAGCUCUCGCCCCUGAAGGGGCUCAGCCUGGCCGACAAGGAGAACACGCCCCCGGCCCUCAGCGGCAGCCGCGUGCUGGCGAGCAAGACCGCGCGGAGGAUCUUCCAGGAGCCCGCCGGGCCGAAAACUAAGGUGCCUGCCCCCGGCGUGGAGGAUGAGCCACUCCUCCGAGAAAACCCUCGUCGCUUUGUCAUCUUCCCUAUCGAGUACCAUGAUAUCUGGCAGAUGUAUAAGAAAGCUGAGGCUUCCUUUUGGACAGCUGAAGAGGUGGACCUUUCCAAGGACAUUCAGCAUUGGGAAUCCCUGAAGCCAGAGGAGAGAUACUUUAUAUCCCACGUUCUGGCUUUCUUUGCAGCGAGUGACGGCAUAGUAAAUGAGAACUUGGUGGAGCGGUUUAGCCAGGAAGUGCAGAUAACUGAAGCCCGCUGUUUCUAUGGCUUCCAAAUCGCCAUGGAAAACAUCCAUUCUGAGAUGUACAGUCUGCUCAUCGACACCUACAUUAAAGAUCCCAGAGAAAGGGAAUUUCUCUUCAACGCCAUCGAGACGAUGCCUUGUGUAAAGAAGAAGGCAGAUUGGGCCCUGCGUUGGAUUGGGGACAAAGAGUCUACCUAUGGAGAACGGGUUGUGGCCUUUGCCGCGGUGGAAGGAAUCUUCUUUUCUGGUUCUUUUGCGUCGAUAUUCUGGCUCAAGAAACGCGGCCUGAUGCCUGGCCUCACGUUUUCCAAUGAACUUAUUAGCAGAGAUGAGGGUCUACACUGUGACUUCGCCUGCCUGAUGUUCAAGCACCUCGUCCACAAACCUUCAGAGCAGAGGGUGAAGGAAAUAAUCGUCAAUGCCGUCAGGAUCGAACAGGAGUUCCUCACGGAGGCCCUGCCGGUGAAACUCAUCGGGAUGAAUUGCACUUUAAUGAAGCAGUACAUUGAGUUCGUGGCAGACAGACUCAUGCUGGAGCUCGGCUUUAGCAAGGUUUUCAGAGUAGAGAAUCCAUUUGACUUUAUGGAGAAUAUUUCCCUGGAAGGGAAGACUAACUUCUUUGAGAAGAGAGUAGGCGAGUAUCAGAGGAUGGGAGUGAUGUCAAGUCCAACAGAGAAUUCUUUCACCUUGGAUGCUGACUUCUAAGCGAACGAAGAUGUGCUCUUACUUGGCUGAUUUUUUUUAUCCCCCUUCUCAUCAAAAAAAAAAAAAAAAUCAGCUACUUGAAGUGUAUCAGCCGGCUACACCAGGAAUCACCAAUAGUGUUUGUUAAUAGUAUUGUUAAAACUGUGUAGCUACCUCGUACGCAAGCCUGUUGAUUAGUGAUGCUAGCCAUCCCCCUAGAAAGAAGCGUGGACAAAACCUCCUUGGGUUUGUAGAGAAGAUCUUGGGCCGUGCGGGGCUUCUGCAAGGACCCUGGCCAUCCAUGACUUCGUGGCUCUUAGCGAUCGUGGCACAAGGCGUGGGGGUCCCUCCAGAGAGUCUGAUCUGGCAGGAUCGAACAGAUGCUACAAUGCCCUUGGGGAGGGGGCCGGCCUUGGUGCUUCAAAGCAGAUUUUAAAGUUUACUUACUGAUUUGUAAAUAAAACUGGCACUUUACACACAAACCUAGUUUGUACUGUUGAGGUAAAGGCCUGAUGUACCCUAACUUUGUUGGUUUCUAGACCAAUCGAAGAGCAUUUCCAUUGGCCACUAAUGGGAGCCAGUUUGGAAUGUACUAGGUGACCCAAGCCCGCCAAACCUGUACAAGUCAAGCACGUUAUUUCUACUCUAUAUUUUCUGUAAUGAAUUGAGGUACUUUGUGAUCAGCUUUAAAGACAGCCCCGCACAUAGCCCUAGCUAUGAGCCAGUUGAUGCCCCAAAGAAGGCAGGUAUAAAUACAGGCCAGGUCGAGUAUGGUGGGAUGUGAGAAAGGGAGCCUCUAAGUUAAAUCGCUGAGGAUUAGAGUGUGAUGGAGUGAGCUGCUGGUCACGUGGGUGUGCCUGAGGGGCGGUAUCCUAUUUCUCAAAUCUGUACUUUCCCCCAACUUUGAGUUCUUGUGAAAGAUCCUUAGGUCCUUAGCUCUAGGAUCCCUUCGUUCUAGGAUCGGAGAUGGCACUGUACGUUGAUCCUUCAAACCAUCCUUGAACAAAAUGACCCACUUAGCUCCAGUUAAGUUGGAGAAACCAGGCCUGAAACGGGCUUCCUGAAAAGUCCGGGCAUUUAUUCUGAUGUUGGUUUAAUUUGUAAGUCUGGUGCCGUUGACUUAAUCCUUUGAUGUUUACUACAUGCUUUUUAAAUUUGGAAAUGUCAUUUUGCUGUUUAUUCCCUAUGUGUCUGCGGUUCAUAUUUUGAAAUGAUUGCCCAGUGCCGCAGUUCGUGAUUGAAGCGGCCAUUGCUCAGUGCACGUACUUCAGUGCCGGGCCUGGAUGUCACCAUGGCCUGGUUGGGUUCCUGACCUUCCGCAGAAAACUAGAGUUGCGGGAGGUAUCAAUACAUGUUUUAGUCGCUUACGAAUUUCAGAAUGAAGUACAAAAUAAUAUGCCUAAUAGGGCUAGUUUGAAUCAAUCUGCCUUUGUUAUCCCUGCCCCCCAAAAAAGAAAAAAAACGGCCAUGAUGUCCUGUGGAAGGUGACAGAGGACAUGCAGCAGUCCUUUGGCCAGAUUUGUUACCAUGUUCUAGCAUGUUGGCUGCUCGCUGGCCUGUUUUCUUCUUUUAUUGUAUAAAUUGUGAAAUAGUCAAUUUAAACAUUUCUGUACGAGGGGCUUCCUAUCUUUUAAAUUAUUGUUACCUAAAGUC